Sceloporus undulatus (fence lizard) is the source of this 11945-nucleotide messenger RNA. RefSeq names its product Snf2 related CREBBP activator protein (gene SRCAP). Lineage: Eukaryota; Metazoa; Chordata; Lepidosauria; Squamata; Phrynosomatidae. Gene Ontology annotation, molecular function: histone binding; ATP hydrolysis activity; ATP binding. The record is from RefSeq and is a predicted model, not a curated record. Gene Ontology annotation, cellular component: Swr1 complex.
ACCCAGGAGCUGGACGGCUCGUCCCAGUGGCUGGCUGACCAGAAUGAGGCCGGUUCCCAGCAUGCACUUGAGCAAGACACCAGCACUACAACCACAAACGAAGCUUUUGGGACGAGAGGCAAAGAGCAAGAGAGAAUUAAAAUGCAGAGCAGUCCUCCCCAACAGCACCAGACACUGCACACACAGAGUACAUCAGACAAAAUGACAGGCAGCAAUCCAGUGUCACCAGCCUCCUCGGGCUCACCUGCCUCGAGUGGUAGCAUCUCCCCACCACAUCUUACUCACGAUUCCUCUCUGGACAGUCACCUCAGUUUUGAUGUUUCCAAGACACAAAACAGAGCCGUCGUGUCAGCUGGGAUGUACACCUCACCUGACCCAGCAAGCAUGUGGGACAAGACCCAUGCAGAAAUUGCUGAGCAGGCCAAGCACGAGGCAGAGAUUGAGAAUCGCAUUGCAGAAAUGAAAAAGGAGGGAUUCUGGUCUCUGAAAAGGCUUUCAAAGGUCCCUGAGCCAGUUCGGCCUAAAGUGCACUGGGAUUAUCUUUGUGAAGAGAUGCAGUGGCUCUCAGCUGAUUUUGCCCAAGAGCGCCGCUGGAAGAGGGGUGUGGCAAGAAAGGUUGUGCGCAUGGUGAUCAGGCAUCAUGAAGAGCAGAAGCAGAAAGAAGAACGAGCCAAACGAGAGGAACAGGCUAAGCUGCGCCGUAUUGCCUCAUCCAUUGCCAAAGAGGUCAAACAGUUCUGGAGCAAUGUUGAGAAGGUUGUGCAAUUUAAGCAGCAGUCACGUCUGGAGGAGAAACGGAAAAAAGCCUUGGACCUGCAACUUGACUUCAUAGUGGGCCAGACAGAAAAAUACUCAGAUCUGCUAACCCAAAGCCUCAAUGAGACUCUUCCGGUUCCCAGCAGGAGUGGUGGCUCACAUGCUGGGUCCACUGCCUCUAGCCCACCACCCACCACUCAACUUAUUGAGGAUGAAGAUGGGGAUUUCCAACCUCAUGAGGAAUCAGAUGACGAGGAGACAAUUGAAGUGGAAGAACAGCAGGAAGGGAAUGAUUCAGAGACUCAGCAACGGGAGAUAGAGCUGCUAAAGCAGGAGAGUGAGCUGCCCUUAGAGGAGCUGCUGCAGUCACUGCCAGCCCAAAUUUUAGAGAACUCUUUCAAUGUGUCGCCUUGUGCCUCAAGUUCUGACAAUGAUGAAGAAGAGGAGGUUGACAGUGAAGAGGAAGAUGGGCAAUUGGAAAAACAGACGUCCAAGAACUUAAAGGAAAAGCCGAAGCCUGUUUCACAGAAGAAUAAAAAACCCUGGAAGCCUGAUGAAGAAGAUGAGGAAUUCACUGCUAAUGAAGAAGAGGCUGAAGAUGAAGAAGAAACAAUAGAUGCUGAAGAAAAGCUGGAAGGUGAUGUGGAUCACAGUAGAGAGCUGGAUGACUUGGCCAAGGAAGGUGAGCUGCCCAUGGAGGAGUUGCUGCAGAAAUAUGCUGGUGCUUAUGCCUCAGACUUUGAAGUGGAGGAGUCAGACUCUUCAUCUGAAGCCUCAGAGCCUACUACUUCAGAGUAUGAGGAGGAAUCUGAGGAAGAUGACAGCAGUAGUCAUUCAGCAGAAGAGAUAGACAGUGAGCAGGAUGAAAGUGAAGAUGCCAUGGAGGAGGAGGAACCUUCAGUGAGCCAGGAAGAGGACUUUGGGGUUGAGUACCUCUUGAAACAGGAUGAAGAUCAUGGUGGUGAGGGAGACAUUGAUUCAACUCCAGCUCCUGGGCCCAAGAAGGAGAUCACAGACAUCGCAGCAGCAGCAGAGAGCCUGCAGCCCAAAGGAUAUACCUUGGCAACUACACAGGUUAAAACACCCAUUCCCUACCUUUUGCGUGGGACACUGCGAGAAUACCAACACAUUGGUCUGGACUGGUUGGUUACCAUGUAUGAAAAGAAACUCAAUGGUAUUCUGGCUGAUGAGAUGGGGCUUGGCAAAACAAUCCAGACAAUUUCCCUGCUGGCACAUCUAGCCUGUGAAAAGGGCAGUUGGGGCCCUCACCUGAUCAUCGUUCCCACCAGUGUGAUGCUGAACUGGGAGAUGGAAAUCAAACGCUGGUGCCCCAGUUUCAAGAUCCUUACAUACUACGGGGCACAGAAAGAACGUAAGCUAAAGCGUCAGGGGUGGACCAAGCCUAAUGCCUUCCAUAUCUGCAUCACCUCCUACAAGCUCGUGCUGCAAGACCACCAGGCCUUUCGCCGCAAGAAUUGGAAGUAUCUGAUCUUGGAUGAGGCUCAGAAUAUCAAGAACUUCAAAUCGCAACGCUGGCAGUCCUUGCUCAACUUCAACAGCCAGAGGCGACUGCUGCUCACUGGAACCCCUCUCCAGAAUAGCCUGAUGGAGCUGUGGUCCCUCAUGCACUUCCUGAUGCCCCAUGUCUUCCAGUCACACCGCGAGUUCAAGGAAUGGUUUUCCAACCCCCUUACAGGCAUGAUUGAGGGUAGCCAGGAAUACAAUGAGAACCUAGUCAAAAGGCUGCACAAGGUGCUGCGGCCAUUCCUCCUGCGAAGGGUGAAGGUGGAUGUAGAGAAGCAAAUGCCAAAGAAAUACGAGCAUGUUAUCAAGUGUCGCCUCUCCAAGCGUCAGCGCUACCUCUAUGACGAUUUCAUGGCCCAGGCUACCACCAAGGAGACCUUGGCAACAGGCCAUUUCAUGAGUGUCAUCAACAUCUUGAUGCAGCUUCGUAAGGUCUGCAACCACCCUAACCUGUUUGACCCACGGCCUAUCCACUCACCGUUUAUCACAGAGGGCAUCUGCUUCAACACAGCGUCCCUUGUCCUGCACGCUCUUGAUAAUGACCCAUUUAAGCACGUGGACAUGGGCAUCUUCGAUCUUAUCAACUUGGAAGGCCGUGUGUCCCGUUAUGAAACAGACACAUUCCUGCCCAAGUGGAAGGUAACCAGGAAACUGAUUGAGGAGAUUGCUGAGUCUCCAGACCCUCCUCCCAGACCCAAGCCAGUCAAGAUGAAAGUGAACAGGAUGCUGCAGCCAGUGCCCAAGCCAGAGAAUCGUACUGUGGUGCUAGUAAACAGCCCUCGCCCCAUGGCACCCCUACAGAGACCUGUAGCUCCUGUGCUACCAGAGCCACUGACUCCUGCUCUAGCCCCCAUUCAGCAUCCAGGCCCAAUCUUGCCAGGGCCUGUGCAGUCUACCACGCUCCCUGUUACGGUGUCUCUCCCUGUGCCCAUCCCCAUGUCUCCCUCACCGGUCACCAUGUCAAUAUCAGUGCCUCCUGCUGCCAGACCACAAACCCAAACACUAGUGCCUACUCUGAGCCAGAACAACACAGCUGCUGCCUUGCUGCAGGGCCAGUCCUCUGCUUCACAGGUUUUGUCCCUGCCAAUGACUGCAGCUCAGCUGGUCCCAAACACUCCACGACCCCUUCUCCCUCCAAGUCCUAUUUCUUCCACUUCCACCACUUCCUCACUUAAACCUCUGCCAAACCCUAUGGGGCAGCAGCAGUCCGUCAACACCCUGUGUGUGUCGACUAUGGGGCAACAGCAGUCCAUCAGCACCCUAUGUGUAUCCACUGUGGGACAGCAGCAACAGUCUGCCAUUAAUCCCUUGGUAGUGUCUUCUGGAGGGCUGCAGCAGCCUGUCAGCACCUUUGGAAUGUCCUCUGUGGUGCAGCCACCACCACCCAUUAACACCUUGGGGGUGUCCCCUGUGGGUCAGCAGCAGCCCAUCAACACCUUGGGGGUUUUGCCUGUGAGUCAGCAGCAGCCCAUCAACACCAUAGGAGUUUCCACAGUGGGUCAGCAACAGCCCAUCACCACUUUAGGUGUUUCCACAGUGGGGCAGGGGCAACCACCACCCAUUAACACCAUAGGGGUGUCCACUGUGGGGCAGCAACAGCAGCCCAUUAACACAUUGGGAGUUUCCACUGUGGGGCAGUUGCCACCCAUUAAUACUCUGGGGGUUUCCACUGCGGGGCAGGGACAACAGCAGCCCAUUAACACAUUGGGAGUGUCCCCUGUGGGGCAACAGCAACCCAUUAACACGAUGGGAGUGUCCUCUGUGGGGCAACAGCAGCCCAUUAACACCUUGGGAGUGUCCUCUGUGGGUCAGCCCCCACCCAUUAACACAUUGGGGAUUUCUCCUGUGGGGCAGCAGUCAUCUAACGUUUUGGGUCCAGCCCCUACCAGCACCAUCGCCACAGGCACCAUUGGUAGCAUGAUGAAGCCCAUGAAUAUCCAUUCUGCUGUACCUGCUUUGUCUGGCUACAACUUCACUACAACUGGACCUGUGCAGCAGAGGCUUCUACUCUCCCCGGAUAUGCAGGCACGAUUACCCUCUGGUGAAGUGGUGAGCAUUGGACAGCUUGCAUCCCUGGCCAACCGGCCCCUCCAGAGUGCUCCAGGCAGUAAACCCCUCACCUUCCAAAUCCAAGGCAACAAACUUACCUUGACAGGUACACAGGUGCGCCAGGUCACUAUGCCUCAGCCAGCCCGACAGCUGCCAAGGAAUGUAGUUCACUUGGUGUCUGCUGGAGGCCAGCACCACAUCAUCAGCCAACCAGCUCAAGUGGCUUUGAUCCAGGCUAUGGCCCAGCAGGCUGGGCAGGCACCAGUUGGUGUGCAGGCUGUGCCAGGCCACCAGCCCCCUACCAUCCUGCCAGUCCCAGCUACCAGCACAGCUGCUGCAGCUGUUGCCUCCACAGCAACCAUCAGUGUCCCCAUUGCUGCCGCCCAAGUGCCCUCUUCAGCAAUGAAUAGCUCUGGAGUGGUAAAGAUUGUGGUACGCCAGGCUCCUCGAGAUGGUUUGGUAUCCGCCUCACCUGGCCCACAGCAGCCACUUCUGCGCCCUGUGACACCAGCUGCCACUACCCUGCCUGCACUUCCAGCUGCAACCCUUAUGGCUCAGCGAGCUCCAAUCCCAGGCAGUCCUGCACAACCAGUCAGGCCACCCACUCAGCCACUGGUGCCACUGAGGGCACCCACACCAGCUCCUCUACAGUCUCUUGUGAGGCCUAUGCUGCGAAUGGUACAGACGCCAAACCCCAACCUGGAGCAGCAGUUGGUUACAACAUCCCCUCCUCCUACAGUGACUCCGUUUGUUGUCACCCCAGCCUCUGCUGUUGUUGACAAUACCUCCCCUGCUUUGGCUUCCCCAACCACCUCAAGUCCAGUGCCCAGGGAAGAACCAGAGAUUUUAAUGCUGCGCUCCACAACACCCACACCCCCUCCCCCUUCUAUUCUGGCCCCAAGACUUCGGCGACAACCCCCUCCACCACCCCGCUCACCCUUUUACCUGGAAUCACUUGAAGAGAAGCGGAAGAAGCAGAAGGAAGAACGCCUCAACCGUCUUUUCCGCCUCAAUGAGCAGCACUGCAACCUUGUACCUAUUUAUGGUACUGAGGUGCUGCACUUUUGUACCAUCUUUCCUCCAACUCCCCCUUCUUGGAAGGAGGAAGAGGGAAGUGAGCAAGGUGUGGCAGUUGAAGAACUAGAACUUAACAGCUCAAGAGGAGCUGGUUAUACCAACUGCUAUGUAGCUCAAGUUCAAAGGGACCCCCACCGCCUUGAGGCCUACUGGCAGUGGGCAGAUACCUUGACUCAGGCUAUCCUGACACCUCAGCAGCGAAUUGAAGAACUGACAGACAUUAUAGAGAGGUUCAUUUUCGUUAUGCCUCCUGUGGAGGCUCCCGCCAUCACCAUGCACACCUCUCACCCACCUCCAUCACUCCUGCUUCAGCAGGCUGUCUUCAAGGAGACACUGCGGCAGGAACUCUCACCCCAUGCCAGUUGCCUGCAUCGUGUUGUUUGCAGCAUGAGGACUCAGUUCCCUGACCUCCGCCUCAUCCAGUAUGACUGUGGAAAGCUGCAAACCUUAGAUAUUUUGCUACGGCAGCUCAAGGCUGGAGCACACAGAGUCCUAAUUUUCACACAGAUGACUCGUAUGUUGGAUGUACUGGAGCAAUUUCUUAAUUAUCAUGGGCAUAUCUAUCUGAGGCUGGAUGGGAGCACCCGUGUGGAGCAACGACAGGCACUCAUGGAGCGUUUCAAUGCAGACAAACGCAUCUUCUGUUUCAUCUUGUCGACACGUAGCGGUGGUGUGGGAGUGAACUUGACAGGUGCCGACACCGUGGUGUUCUAUGAUAGUGACUGGAACCCCACCAUGGAUGCCCAGGCCCAGGAUCGUUGCCACCGGAUUGGGCAGACACGGGAUGUUCAUAUCUACAGGCUGAUCAGUGAAAGGACAGUGGAGGAAAAUAUCCUGAAGAAGGCAAAUCAGAAGAGGAUGCUGGGAGAUAUGGCUAUCGAGGGGGGCAAUUUCACUACUGCCUAUUUCAAGCAGCAAACCAUUCGUGAGCUUUUUGACAUGCCACUUGAUGAACCAGCUAAGAAAGAAGGGGAGGUCCCAGCUGUAACACAGGAGGAUGAAGAGGAGCCCAUGGCCACCAAGCAGACCCAGAUUUUGGAGCAGGCACUUUGCAAGGCAGAGGACCCUGAAGAUAUCCGGGCAGCCACCCAGGCCAAGGCAGAGCAAGUGGCUGAGCUGGCAGAAUUCAAUGAGAACAUCCCCUUGGACUCAGAGGACAAGGCAAGCAAGGAAGAGGAGGAGGAGAUGUCAAAGGCAGAGCAGGAGAUUGCUUCCCUGGUAGAACAGCUCACCCCCAUUGAGCGCUAUGCUAUGAACUUCCUGGAGGCAUCUCUAGAGGACAUCAGUCGAGAGGAAUUAAAGCAGGCAGAGGAACAAGUAGAAGCAGCCCGCAAAGAUAUUGAUCAGGCUAAGGAUGAGGUUGUCUUCAAGCUGCCUGAAGAUGAAGAUGAAAGCUGUCUCCUUGAGGAGACUUCCAGCAAGAAGAGCAAAAAAGCAAAGGCUCCUAACCGUGUAGCGUCAGAGAGGACAGGCACACGUAUGAGUGAAAGACUGCGUAGCACCCGCCUUCCACCACGAGAGGGUGACAGUGGGGACGUGGAAUCUACCCAAGCAAGGCUGUCCAGUCUUCGGCAUCCUCGAGUGGUAACUGAUGAGGAUGAUGAUGCUCUACCCCAAGUAGCUCAGCACACACGAGGUGCUGCUGUGCGUAGAGAGCAAGUGCGGGAGGAGAAGGCAGGUCAUGUUGUCUUGAACACUCGGAGAACUGUACCCCGUCGAGAGGAGCCAUGGACUAAGGUCACAACUACUGGGGAGAAGGUACACAAAGUCUCACAAAGAACAGAAGCUUCUCCUGGUGACAGAGUUUUGAGAACUAAUCCCCACAAGAUAGAGACCCCAUCUGUUGGGGAUAAGUUACCCCAAAUGACUCCACAGAAAAUGGAUGCAGGAGCUGCUGGUGACAGAGUUCUGAAAGGCAGCCCUCCAAAAAUAGAAGCCAAACCUGCUAGUGGUAAGUUCCCAGAAAGUUCUCUCCAGGUAACAGACUCUGGUUUGAAUAAAGCACUAAGGUUAGUCCCACAGAAGUCUGAAAAAGCCUCUGGUUUGGUUAAACUGCAAUCCAGCUCAUCUACAUCUGAGGCAUCAGUAUCUGAGACACAGAUCUCACAGAUUAAUCUACAGGAGUGUGAUGAAGAAGUGACCAAAUUCAAAGCAAAUGUGAAAGAGAAAAAACAAAGGGAAACUCCCCAACUCAAUUCAUCAGCCCCUGAGUUCCAUAUUGCAGAGAAUAUCUCAAGUAUGGAGUUACCAGUAUUUCAGGUACAAGAUUCUCUAAUGGCUGCAAAUUUAUUGGAGCCAUGGAAAACAGCUGAUGCUGGGAAGACCAUCCCAGUGAUCCCAGCCACUGAAGAAAUGGCAUCAAGCCCAGUACCUCCCAUUACCACUCCAGAGCUAUAUUGUGAGAACAAGCCUGAGGCUGCCUGUGAGAUUGACAUGCGAUUGAGGGAACAAAAGGAGAUCUUGUGCAAGCCAGAAGAAGAAAUGGAUAAGAUUGCCAGUUAUAGUGCUUCAGAAGAAGAAUUGGUGAACUCUGCGGAGGAGGCAUCCAGGAAGGAGGCUACUCAAGAAGUGGUAUCUUCUGAUGAUGGUGAUAGAAAAGUGACAGGUGCGCUUCCUGUUAAAGAUUCCGAGGAAGCAGCUGCUAUUGUAAUGCCUAUAUUUGAUAGUGAGACCCCCAAAACAGUAUUCACUUCCCUUGACCACUCUGUGGCAGCUGCUAGCUCCCUUCUUCGCAUAGAAACGUUACCUUGUGUCAAGGAACAGAAUGGUUUGCAGCAGCCUCCAAAACCUGUAGAGCUGCCUUCAGACUUGACAGAGGAGUCCCAUCCUGAAAUUUCCACUGUAACUGCAUUGCUCACCGCAGAGGCAGCUAGCAAUAAAAGCAACAGCCUCAGUGAGUCACCCAAGCAGAGUCAAGGAAUAGUGGAAAAAAACCUUUAUGGAGAUGAGCAGCAGGUCAAAGAGGCAAAGAGUACCACCAUCUCUCCAGGUGCUGUCUCUUUACAAGAAAGUUCACCAGUUGCCGGACUCUGUACAGGAACUGUCUCUUCAGAUGAGAGUGAGAGUCUUUCACCAAUCAAAGCACCCCGCCGUCGAACCAGUGCUGAUGUGCAGAUCCGGCAGAGUUAUCAAGACCAGGAUGGUCCUGCUGCCAAAGUCCUACGGAAGUUGCCAGGGAGGCUGGUCACAGUGGUGGAGGAAAAAGAGCUGAUUCGACGUCGCCGUAAUCGUGUGCACAAGCUGAGUGUAUCUGAUGAUGCUGUGGUGAGUCCGAGCAACAGCUCAUCCCAGGAAAUGUCUGAGCCGGAUAGUUCGUCUUCUGGUAAAGAGUUGCCACUGUUGCGUGACUUGCCUGCCCGUCGGAGAAUUGAGAUGGAGAGCCGAGCAGCAGCUAAGGAGAGAGAUGAGAGCUCAAGAGGUGAGCUUUUUGUUAGCCCUUCUACUGAGCCUGUCAAACGCAAGCGAGGACGUCCUCCCAAGAUCAAGGUCACAGAGCAGCAAAGUCCACUCAUCCUUCAUACUCCUCUUGAGCCAACUUUGGAAGUCAACCCACAGAGCAGAUUGCCAGAGCCUGAGACCCAGACCCAAAGUAAGAUCUCUGAAGAGAAGGUGCCUGAGAACCAACUCCAAACUAAAGCCACUGAGCCGAAUGUGCCCCAAUCCCAACCCCAGAGUAAGAACUCUGAAAGGAAGUUUUCUGAUAUGCAACCACAAAAUAAGAACACUCAGCAGAAGGUGUCAGAAACCCAACUCCAAAAGAAGACCUCUGAGCAGAAGCUGCCUGAGAUCCAACCUCAGAAUAAGACCACCGAGAAGAAGGUAUCUGACACCCAACCCCACAAUAAGACCUCUGAACGGAAAGUGGCUGAGACUCAACCUGAGAAUAAAACCUCUGAAAAGAAAACAUCCACACAGAAGUCUCCCAAGAGUAAGGCGAGUAGCCAGAAUGACUCUCCUGUGGAGAAAAAACGGCGUGGCCGCCCCCCCAAAAUACGAGAGUCCUCCAUUGUUUCUUCUAAGACUUCUGUUUCAAAAACACUGUCAGCCCCAUCUACAAAGCCUGACUUACCCCCCCAGGUACAAAAACAGCUGCAGAAGUCCUGUGCAUCCAUCACUGUAACAGAGACAACAUCUGAGAUACAUGAGUCAGCGGACCUGGCUCCCAAAACUACUUUAGUCACAAAAACAAGCCCUAAAGCACGAAACCGAACAGCCAUGCAUCCCAAAUCCACAUCACUAUCAAAACCAGUUCCUAAGGCACAAGAACUGUUGGCCACUUCCCCUAAACUUCUUUCCAAAUCAUCCACAGAGGAGUGUGAAACUCUUGCUACUCCCUCCAGAGUGGUCUGUGCAACAGAAACUUCCACAGAGAUACAAGAGAAGCCUUCUCUAUUCCCUCUGCCACAUACGCCUGCCAAAACUUCCCUGUUGCUAGAUUCUCCACCGAAACGGAAGAGGGGGCGGCCCCCAAAGAACCCUUCUCCAUGCGUGGAGGCAGAACCAUCUCCUGCUUCCACCUCUGACCAAGAGACCUCCCCUAAGAUGCAGACAUUAGCCCCUCCUGUCCGUAAGCGGCGGAGGCAAAAGAGGAAGGAUGAACUUGGCUCAUCGUUGCCUGGCCAUAACUGGAGCUCAUCGGAGGGUGAGGAUACACGCCCGCUCACCAGGCUAGCUCGGCUCAAGCGUGAUGAGAAGCCAGAGUCCUGUACUGAGAGUUUAGUUCAGUCCUCCCCAAAGCAUGUGAGUAUGGAGGGUGCCUCAUCAGCUGACAGCAAUGCCUGGGAAGAACCUUACAGUGACACUCCUGCCCGUUCUACCCGCCUGCGGCCUGGCAGCCUCGUUCCACCACUGGAACGGGAGACUCAGCGGCGAAAACGACGCUGUUCGUUGGAGGGCAGUCGGGUAAGCAACAGGAGCAAGUCACCUGUUCCCCAAGGUUCUUCAGAGCAGGAGGGCAGAGAAUCAGAUUCCUCCCCAAAGUCCUCCCUAGAGUCAAAUGGUAACAGCUGUGUCCAGGAGCCCAAGCGCCAGUGCUGUGAAGCCAGGGAGCAUGGCAGAGGGAAGGGGCGGAGGCAAAACCACAACGGUGGCACUGCCGACCGGGUCCUCCGUAGUGCAGUGAAGCCUGCUGAUAGUGCUGAUGUUCCCACAAGGAAGGCGGGCACAGGUUCUGCUUCUGUCUCAGCUGGGGGAGUCUCUGGGGUGGUCCCUCCAUCCAGCACCCCCUUCCCAGCUGCCCCAGUUACCUCUUCUCUAAGUAACAGAGGUCGCAAACCCAAAACGUGAUGACCACAGUGCAAGAGAUUCUGCUGUCACUUCUCUGCGGGGAUGGAUCAGUGGCCCUCUGUUCCCACUCACAUACCAUAAACAGAUCUAGUCCGCCACCCCUUCCCUUGCUCAUAUUCCUCCUGUUCAUAUGGAGGGCAGCCACCGGGGUUCAGCUCCCCUCCCCCCAAAAAACAGCCCCCUGCAUUCCAGACUUGACUGCUAGAGUACUACUUGAAAGGAGGGGGUGGCUGGUGGCGAGCCUGGUGGUUCAUUCCCAGGUGCUCUUUCUUAGAGCAAGGGCCCCUCCUGCUGGCGUUGACCGUUCUGAGUGCAUGGCUCAGUUGGUCUGCUAGAGGGGAAGUGAGAGGACCAGCACUUUUCACAAUGAAUUCUGUGACUUCCUGAUCAUGGAGAGGGUGUGUGUGUGGGAGCAGCAGCUCUGUAGAGCUGUGGCCCUUGGAGAUGUCAGUAAAGGGCUCUUGCCACCCCUGAACGCCCCGCCACUCAAGAACCACUUUGGGAAGCUUCAACCGAAGCGUUCAUUAGGUUUGUGUCCUUUAUUAAAUGGUCACACCUCGGGGCUAGGUAUUCCCAGCCCAUUUUCCCUCUUCCAAAGCUGCAGGGGAUGCUCUCCUGAUUUAUAACACGAUUAGCUCUUACUUUUUUAAUGGCUUUGGGUUGGUUUUUAAAUGACAGUGACCAAAUGCUGGGUCUCUUUCCCUGGCUACCCCUUUUGAUUGUCUCCCUGCUUAGUCCGUUCACAGCUUAGGGUCCUCUUGAGGCACAAGGAGGUGGGAGAGUUGACUCCUCAAAGUUAUGGGGUGCAAGGCCAACACAAAAUAAGGUCAUGCCCUCACCUUUUGCACCACCAUCUGGGGAAACUGUCUUAUUUUUAAUGAUGUAUAUUGCAGCCUCGUUGCUCCAAGGACUUGUGGGCUUCUGAGUUGGGUCAAAUCCCUCUCCCUUUCCCCACUUCUGUACAGCUCUUGUUGUAAAAUAGGUUCUUUUGAACAUAAUCUAUGCAAAGGUUAUUUUGUAUAGGGGAGCACAAUGUUCCCUCCUCUCCCCCACUACAGUGGGUUUCAGGGGUGGCAGUGGUUCUCUGGUUUUGGGGAGGGGUGCAGCUGGGGUGGCGGAGGGGGAGGUGUUCCCAUGGAGCUGUCUUUCCUACUGAAGCAUGUUCAGAACUUGUACAGAAGACCGAUGUAAUCUUUCUUCAGAAUAAUGCUAUGAAUAAAGUGUUAAAAAACAACAACAACAACAGCACACCA